This is a messenger RNA of Pelobates fuscus (common spadefoot toad), 690 nucleotides long. It is a transcript of the gene DPY30, whose product is annotated as dpy-30 histone methyltransferase complex regulatory subunit. The coding region runs from base 183 to 482 and encodes 99 amino acids. The record is from RefSeq and is a predicted model, not a curated record. Gene Ontology annotation, cellular component: Set1C/COMPASS complex. The transcript has 5 exons. Lineage: Eukaryota; Metazoa; Chordata; Amphibia; Anura; Pelobatidae.
UCAGCGCAGUGGGCGAGCUGCUUUCUGUCUCCUCGGUGUGUUUGUGUUUCAUUCUGGUGGUGUUCGGUCUCGCUUUACGGCUCAGGCGCCGGUUUUUCAUAGAAGGCAGCAGUGUGCGAGCUGGAGGGGCGGUGUUGUUGUGGCAGCAGGUGUAUCUUUUCUUUCUGUGAAAAUCUUUGACUAUGGAGGCAGAGCAGAGUAUGGAGGGGCAGACACAGGUUUCGGAAAAUCCUCAUUCUGAAUAUGGUCUCACAGAAAAUGUUGAGAGAAUAGUAGAAAAUGAGAAGGCCAACACAGAAAAAGUAUCCAAACAGAAGGUUGAUCUGCAGGCUUUACCUACUCGGGCAUAUCUUGACCAAACAGUGGUUCCAAUACUGUUACAAGGGCUUUCUGUGCUGGCAAAGGAAAGGCCUCCUAACCCCAUAGAAUACCUGGCAGCUUAUCUGUUAAAAAACAAGACACAGUUUGAGGACCGAAAUUAAAACACGAUUCACAGAUCUGGAUUCCUGCAGUUUACAGCCAUGGCCAAUAGAUUAUACCAACAAUUCCAUAUAUUGUUUUGAACUUGUGCAAAAUUUUAAGGUUUUCGUUGUUGCAUAUUAGCUUAAUUUCAGUUUUGCAGUGCGCUUUCGGAAAUAUCUUUGUAUGAAGUGACCUUAAAAUAAAUAAAACUGUUUAGAUACACUGCAA